AUGGCGUCGCGGCGGACGAAAAACACAAGAAGCGUGCAGACUAAAGAAGAGCUGAGCCGGGAAAUGCGGCGCAGCAAGCUGGCUCUAUUCAUCCAACAGUUUGAGAAAGAAGCCCAAGAGCGCGUGAACGAGCUGGAGGCCAAAAUGGAGAACACGCUGGCCACAGUGGAAAAAGUAUUCAAAGUGGAGCUGAUGAAGAUGCCUCCUUCUCUUCAAAACACCCUCAUAGGGGAUUUAAUCAGCGAGGAGGAAUUCUUAGCCAGUGAGGAAUCAAUAGCCAGUAAGAAUGAGUUUGGUGAGGUACCCCAGCCCCGCAAAAAGAUAACCAGUAAAAGAGCUAAAUCCACUGAUUCACCAGACCAGUCUGCCCCAACCCACAGGGUCUCAUCCAAAACGUCAAAGGGAGUGAAGGAGACUAAAAGGACGAGGACAUUAGUUUGUAGUAACAGCACUGGAAAUCUCAUCACAUCCUCCUCAGUCAUAACCAAGAGAACUCGCCGCUUGGCAAGUUGCAAGACCAACGACCCGUCCCCGCUGAGCCAGUCCAGACUCAAACUCAGGUCUGUGGUCUCUGCUGGUGAUCUGCACUGUUCUACAGCAGGCUCUACUGCACAUAUCACUGUAACCACAGCACAGGGACUGAUGGUGAGCUUUUCUGAAGAGACUAAAGAUGACAUUAACUGGGACAUGCUGGAUGACGUGGCGCGGUGCCAGAUUAAGAAGCUCUCGAGUCUGAUAGAUUAUCUGUCACAGCGGAGUGGCUGUGACGGAUGACUGAAGAAACCCAACUAUCCCCGUGUCCAGGAUGUCUGUCCAGAUGGAGC
This is a messenger RNA of Neolamprologus brichardi, 824 nucleotides long. It is a transcript of the gene cdca9, whose product is annotated as cell division cycle associated 9. NCBI's taxonomy places the organism in Eukaryota, Metazoa, Chordata, Actinopteri, Cichliformes, Cichlidae. The record is from RefSeq and is a predicted model, not a curated record. Gene Ontology annotation, biological process: mitotic sister chromatid segregation. Gene Ontology annotation, cellular component: chromosome, centromeric region; chromosome passenger complex; spindle midzone.